Messenger RNA from Staurois parvus, 1035 nucleotides. Lineage: Eukaryota; Metazoa; Chordata; Amphibia; Anura; Ranidae. The record is from the annotation of a GenBank genome assembly.
AUGACGCGUCAGAAUCAGAUCCCUACAGAGGACGGUUCACGGGUGACUCUGGCAUUAAUUCCACUCUGGGACAUGUGUAACCACACCAAUGGCCUGAUAACUACCGGUUAUAAUUUAGAGGAUGACCGAUGCGAGUGCGUGGCGUUGCAGGAGUUUAAAGCCGGAGAACAGAUUUACAUUUUUUACGGCACUCGGUCAAACGCUGAGUUUGUCAUCCAUAACGGAUUUUUCUUUGAAAACAAUGCUCAUGACCGGGUGAAGAUAAAACUAGGUGUCAGUAAGAGCGACAGGCUGUACGCCAUGAAGGCCGAGGUCCUAGCCCGAGCAGGCAUCCCGACUUCCAGUGUGUUUGCUCUGCAUGUCACAGAGCCUCCGAUAUCUGCUCAACUGCUGGCCUUUCUUAGAGUCUUCUGCAUGAGUGAAGAGGAGCUGAAGGAACACUUGAUUGGAGAGCAUGCAAUCGAUAAGAUCUUCACUUUGGGGAAUAGCGAGUUUCCUGUCAGUUGGGACAAUGAGAUCAAGCUGUGGACUUUCCUGGAGGCGCGAGCUUCACUACUGCUGAAGACCUACAGAACCACCAUAGAGGAGGAUAAACACCUUUUAGAGCAAGGCAACCUAUCACUUCAUGCAGUAAUGGCUGUCAAACUGCGUUUGGUGGAGAAGGAGAUCUUGGAGAAAGCCGUAAAAAGUGCUUCCGAUAACCGCAAGCUGUACAGCAAACGAUUAGAGGAUGGUGACCCGCUCCCAAAAUACGAAGAAAGCAACAUCGCCUUUUUGGAGAACACUGCGUCAGACUCCAAACUUCCCCUGGUGCUAAGAAACCUUGACGAAGAAGACAUGGAGCCGGCUGAGCUCAAAAUCCAAGAGGCUCUCACCAUUUCUGAAUUCACCGAAAAUGGUUACGUCAAUGGAAAAGACUCUCUGCUCAAUGGGACCAAGUCUGAAAGCGCUACCGUCCUCCCAGAGGAGGAAGCAACCAAAGACGCCAAAGAGAUUUCUGCGGAGUGCACCGAUACGGCUAAAGUGCAAUUGUGA